Molecule: messenger RNA, 1821 nt
Organism: Colletotrichum chrysophilum
Lineage: Eukaryota; Fungi; Ascomycota; Sordariomycetes; Glomerellales; Glomerellaceae
Product: Amino-acid permease inda1
Exons: 5
Coding region: 1-1821 (606 amino acids)
Biological process (GO): amino acid transmembrane transport
Cellular component (GO): membrane
Molecular function (GO): amino acid transmembrane transporter activity
Source: RefSeq, a predicted model, not a curated record
AUGGCGGCCGAGAAAGACAUUCACGAUGGCGUCUCGACGCCCGAGACCACCCAGGUCCAUACUGGAACCCCCAGCGGUGGCCUUCCCCCUGUUAGUGGCAAGGCUGCCACUGCAUAUGGCGAAGGCGCUCUGAGCCAUGGAGCGGCUCAACGUGACGAGAACUUUUACACGCGUAAUGGCCUCAACUUUGAGUCGUUCAAGCCCCGCGACUACGGCCGCGGCAUCGUUGAGCUUGACCGUACCAUGAAGUCGCGUCAUCUUCACAUGAUUGCUAUUGGCGGCUCCAUUGGUGCUGGUUUCUUCGUCGGUUCCGGAGGUGCUCUUAGCACUGGUGGACCUGGAUCUGUUCUGAUUGACUUCAUGAUUAUUGGUGUCAUGAUGUUCAACGUCGUCUACGCUCUUGGUGAACUCGCUGUCAUGUACCCCGUGUCCGGCGGUUUCUACAUCUACUCAUCCCGCUUCAUCGACCCCUCUUGGGGAUUUGCUAUGGGUUGGAAUUACUGGGCCAUUGUCUUGCCUCUCGAACUGACUGUUUGCGGCUUAACUAUCAAUUACUGGGAAGGCGCCAGAGAAGUCAGUUUAGCGGUUUGGAUUACCGUCUUCUGGGUCGCCAUCAUCUUCAUCAACGUCUUCGGAACUUUAGGAUAUGCCGAAGAGGAGUUUUGGUCCUCCCUUCUCAAGCUCAGUGCGAUUUGUGAGUCGAUUGCAAUCCCCACCGACUACGAUGAUUCUAAUAGACUUGCAGGUAUUUUCAUGAUCGUUGCAUUCAUCCUUGUCCUGGGAGGUGGCCCUUCCAACGGCCGCUACAACGAAUACUGGGGAGCUCGGUACUGGUACGACCCGGGUGCUUUCCAAAACGGAUUCAAGGGCUUCUGCGGCGUGUUUGUCACUGCUGCGUUCUCUUUUGCCGGUACCGAGCUUGUUGGAUUGGCUGCUGCUGAGUCUGCCAACCCGCUAAAGUCUCUUCCUGGCGCCAUCAAGCAGGUGUUCUGGCGUAUUACCCUUUUCUAUAUCUUGGGUCUCUUCUUCGUCGGUCUGCUUGUUCCCGCCGAUGACCCCACUCUCCUCGGUGCUGAAAACGCUUAUGCCGACGGUGCUUCGCCUUUUGUCAUCGCUGCCAAGCAUGCUGGAUUGAACGGGUACGACCACUUCAUGAACUGCAUCAUUCUGGUUUCUGUUCUGUCACUUGGCGUGUCCUGCGUCUACGGAGGUUCCCGUACCCUCACUGCUCUUGCGCAACAAGGCUAUGCCCCCAAGAUCUUCAGCUAUGUCGACAAGGGUGGUCGCCCCUUGCCAUCCGUUGUUGUUCAUCUGCUUUGCGGUGCCCUUGCUUUCAUGAAUCUGGAUGCUGACGGUGAGACCGUCUUCAACUGGCUUCUCAACAUGUCUGCUCUGGCUGCUCUAUUCACUUGGGGAUCUAUCUGCUUGUCCCACAUUCGCUUCCGCAAGGCUUGGGCGUACCACGGCCACACGGUUGACGAGAUCCCCUUCCAGGCGGCAUUUGGCGUUGCUGGAUCUUGGGUCGGGCUAGCCCUUUGCAUCAUCGUCUUGAUUGCCCAGUUCUUCGUUGCGAUCGCCCCUCCCAAGAACAACGAUGAGCUCAACGAUGCUGAGGGAUUCUUCGAGGCGAUGCUCACUGUUCCUGUUAUCAUGGUCUUCUGGGUCAUCGGUUUCGCCUGGAAGCGCACUGGCUGGCUUCGCACCCAUCAAAUGGAUGUUGACACCGGUCGUCGUGAGCUUGACUGGGAUGAGAUCAACGCCUACAAGGCCGAGGUUGCGUCCUGGCCUACCUGGAAGCGCAUGAUGAACAGAUUCUUCUAG